Messenger RNA from Rhizophagus irregularis DAOM 181602=DAOM 197198, 1236 nucleotides. RefSeq lists its product as uncharacterized. The record is from RefSeq and is a predicted model, not a curated record. Lineage: Eukaryota; Fungi; Glomeromycota; Glomeromycetes; Glomerales; Glomeraceae.
AUGUUUUUUUUAGAAUCUUUCCAUUUUAAAAAAACAGAACCUAAAUUUUUCAGCAUAUUGCGAUUAUUGAUUGCUGUUGUCUUUUCAUGUGUUCUUGUUUAUUAUGGUUGGAAUUCAUUUAGCGAAUUCAUUUCUGAAAUUAAUACUAAAAAAUUGAUAACAAUUUCAUAUCCAGAGUUUGAAAUUUGUUCAAGAACUUUAAACAAUUACGACAACAAUUCAUCAUUAAAAAUAUCGGUAUACAAAUUAUACGCAAUAAGUUCACAAUUGUAUAUUCCUAAAAAUUAUUCUUUCUAUGAUAAAGAUAAUGACAAUAAAACUAUGAAGGAAUUUUAUCCAAACAUGAUAAACGAUUUAUACAACAAUAAUUCAAUUCCUAGAAGUACCGAAUUUUUUACUAAUGUUACUAAUAGUUGCAUGAAAUUUACCCCUGACAAUGAAAACGUCAAUCAUAAAUUUAAUAAAAAACUUCUCUUUGUUCUUGAUUUAGAUAAUUCGACAAUUUAUGAUUAUUUCGAAAUUAGUUUUAAAUCAUUUACCAAAAUUACGAUGUAUAAUGAUAUUAUUGAGAUGAAAUUAAUUCUUAACCAAUACUUUAUUACUCCAGGACAAUAUCAUGUGUAUGAUUUUUAUUACAAAAGUAUGAAAUAUUAUUCUUCAUAUCUUACUGGAUUUCUUGGUUUUGAUGCAGGUAGAGAUAGAAUGGAUAUUGUAAUUAAAGAAAAAAUACUUGCACAAAUACCGAAUGCUUUCACUGUGUUAGAAUUGUCACAGAAAUAUAAGUUCGUAGUUGAUGAUGAUAUUAUGACAUUUAAAAAUGACGUUAAAAAACUUAUAGAAAACUUUGGUGGUUUUUAUAGUGUUAUAAGCGGGAUAUUUGUUUUACUAUUUGGAGCAUCAAAACUUUCUCCAUGGGGAAUUUGUCAAACACACUUGUUAAGUUGUUGGCCACUUCGUCGGAGGUUAAAAAAAUAUUUAGCAAAUAGAUACGUCUCUCGUGGAGGAAUACCAUUAGUAGAAGAUCCACGUAAACUGCCACCAGACGGUAAAAUUGAAGAUAGAGUAGCCGUAUUAGAAAUUUUGUUAAAAGAGUAUUAUAUUGAUAGUGAUUAUCUAAAUGAGUUAGGAAAAACACGUAAAAGAUAUGAAAAACAUUUAAAUAUUCGUAAUGAAAAUUUAGAGCUUUUAGGUGACAAAAACGAUGAUGACUAUAAUGAUGAUAAUAAUAUAGUUUAA